Rotaria sp. Silwood2 is the source of this 651-nucleotide messenger RNA. The record is from the annotation of a GenBank genome assembly. Lineage: Eukaryota; Metazoa; Rotifera; Eurotatoria; Philodinida; Philodinidae.
AAUUUGGAAUCGAAUAAAAAAUGAAAUCAUCGUAAAAUUAUUCAUUCCAAAUUGCUACCGUUUUUUUCUUAAUUGGCUUAAUUUUCGGUAUCAAUUUGGAAGCUACGCAAUGUUAACCUCUAUCAUGAUAGUCUUAACCUACUGUUUAUCCGUUGAAUAGCAUUGCUUGUAGGACAAGAUCAUCGAAUUAUGUUGCUUUAGUAGAAAAUCGUUUCUCUUAUAAAAUAGUAUGUAUAGCAGAAUUGUACAAGUUUAAUAUAGUAUAAUGACUUGUAGAAUAUUUUAUAAAGUAUUUUAUUUGAAAAAUGUUUAUUUAUAGGUGUGAUUGUUAUAAUUGAUGAACAUGAUUUUUUAAAAUUAAACCCAUUUUCCCGUCGAUUUCUUUGUUGGUUGUCAAGACGAGAACAAUAUCCGUUAACAUUUCCAAAUUUAUAUCAUUUUGGUGAUCAAGAAAUCUUUAUUAAUUCAUCAUUUCAUUUUAUUUUUACUUUUCGUCAAAUUGAUCGAAUGUAUGUUCCUUUAAAAAGUCAUAUAAUUGAUAUGAGUUUAAGUUUAAAUACAAUUGAAAAUCAUCUUUGGCUUCGUCUUGUUAAAUUAAAAUGUCAAAGUAAUCUUAUUCAACAAGUUCGUUCAAAUCAACGAAAUCAUUAA